CCCGCGGCGCGUCCGGGAAGCCUCGCGCCCUCCGCCCGGCCCGGCCUGCCCUCCCCCGCCGGACCCGCGGCGCCCCUCCCCGCUUUUGUGUGCCCGUCUGACCGCGCGCGGCCGGAGAGGAGGUAGAGGCCGGCCGCGGCAGCGAAGCCAUUGGGGCUGCGGAGCCAGAGGUCGCGCGGCUGGCCGGCCGGGGAGGGCGAUGCCCGGAGAGCCCGCCGUUGUUCGCUGUUAAAUGGCGCCCCGCCGGAGCCCUGGCCUCGCCGCCGCCGCCGCCCUCUUCCUGCUCGCCGCCCUCCCAGGGGUCAGGAGCUUCAGUGAACUGUUUUUCGUAAAAGAGCCUCAAGACGUGACCCUGGCCAGAAAGCAGGCGGUGGUUUUGGACUGCCUGGCCCGAGGGGAGGUCCCCAUCACCAUCACCUGGCUUAGAAACGGAGUUACGGUUUCUGAGAACGAACAGAUCCACUCUCUGUCCAACGGCUCUUUAUUUAUACGGGAGCCGGAGAGCGGCAAGCCAGGCGAAAGGCCGGACGAAGGCGUCUACCAGUGCUUGGCCCUGAAUAAACACGGCGCUGUUCUCAGCCAGAAAGCGCAUCUCACCUUUGCAACCCUCUCUGCCUUUGAAGUCCAGCCCCUCCCCACGGAAGUCCAUGAAGGGGGCGUGGCUAGAUUUGCCUGCAAAAUUCCAGCCCACCCUCCAGCCAUCAUCACCUGGGAGGUGAAUGGGACAGCGCUGCUAAUGGAGACGGACAGGAUAACUGCGCUGCCCUCCGGAGUGCUACAGAUCUAUAGUGUUGAGCCAAAAGAUGCAGGGAGUUACUCUUGUGUUGCUACAACAGUUGUCGGCCGGCGGAGGAGUGGCGAGGCUAAACUCACCGUUGCGCCAGCUACCAAUACCAAGCUCUUCCAUAAGCCAUCCAUUAUAGCUGGCCCCCAAAAUAUGACAGCUUCUCUCCACCAAACAGUCAUCUUUGAGUGUGUGGCCAUCGGGAAUCCAAAACCAAUUGUGUCCUGGAGUCGCCUUGACCACAAGUCCAUCGAUGUUUUCAACACACGGGUGCUUGGAAAUGGGAACCUCAUGAUCUCGGACGUGAAGGUACAACAUUCUGGUGUGUACGUUUGCCGUGCUACGAUCCCUGGCACACGCAACUUCACCACUGCAAUGGCAGCACUGCUGGUGUUAGCCCCCCCUGCCUUUGUGGAGUGGCCGGAGAGCUUGACCAGGCCCCGAGCUGGCACAGCCCGUUUUGCCUGCCAGGCAGAAGGCAUUCCGACACCCAAGAUAUCCUGGCUGAAGAAUGGCCGGAAGAUCCAUUCCAACGGCAGAAUCAAAACCUACAGCAGUAAAUUGGUGAUCAACCAGAUCAUCCCUGAAGACGAUGCCAUCUACCAGUGUGUGGCUGAGAACAGCCAAGGGUCUGUCCUUGCCAGGGCACGCCUGACGGUGGUCCUCUCCGAAGACCGGCCCAGCGCCCCUUGCCACGUCCACGCAGAAACCAUGUCCAGCUCGGCCAUUCUCUUGGCCUGGGAGAGGCCGCUCUAUAAUUCAGACAAAGUCAUCGCCUACUCGGUGCACUACAUGAAGGCGGAAGGCUUAAACAAUGAAGAAUACCAAGUGGUGAUUGGAAAUGACACCACCCACUAUAUUAUUGAUGACUUGGACCCUGCCAGCAACUACACCUUCUACGUGGUGGCCUACAUGCCCCUGGGGGCCAGCCAGAUGUCUGACCACGUCACUCGGCCUACCCUGGAAGACGUGCCGCUGAGGGCUCCCGAGCUCAGCCUGACCAGCAGAACCCCCUCCGACGUCCUCAUCUCCUGGCUGCCCAUCCCGGCCAAGUACCGGCGAGGGGAGGUGGUGGCCUUCCGCCUUUCCUUCCGCCUCAGCACGGAGAGCAGCAUCCAGGGGCUGGAGCUCCCGGGGACCACCUACGAAUACCUGCUCCGGGGGCUGAAGCCCGACAGCAUCUACUUGGUUCGCAUUUCUGCUGCCACGAAAGUUGGUUGGGGCGAGGCCUCUCUGUGGACUUCCCAUCGCACCCCAAAAGCCACCAGUGUCCAAGCACCAAAGUCUCCCGAAUUGCGCCUGGAGCCUCUCAACUGCACAGCAAUCACCGUGAAGUGGCAGCAAGAGCUGGCAGACGUGGCCGCCGUCCAAGGCUACAAGCUGUACUAUAAGGAAGAAGGCCAGCAGGAGAGCGGGCCAAUUCUGCUCGGGGCCAGCGAUUCCACCUACACCAUCGGCGGCCUGGAGCCCAGAAGGAAGUACCACUUGAGGCUGCUGGCGUACAACAGCAUGGAGGAAGGCUACGAGGCAGACCAGACCGUCAGCACCGCCAGCUGCGUGUCUGUCCGGGACCGCCUGGUGCCCCCCCCUCCGCCCCCCCACCACCUUUAUGCCAAAGCCAACUCUUCUUCCUCCAUCUUCCUGCACUGGGGACGGCCUGCCUUCACUUCGGCGCAGGUCAUCAACUACACCCUGCGCUGUCACCCCGUGGGGCUGCAGAAUGCGUCUCUGGUGCUCUACCUUCAAACGUUAGAGACUCACCUGAUGGUCCAAGGACUGGAGCCAAAUACCAGAUACGAAUUUGCCGUUCGGCUGCAUGUGGAUCAGCUCUCCAGCCCAUGGAGUCCAGUGGUUUACCACACCACCCUGCCAGAAGCCCCAGCGGGUCCACCCCUGGAAGUGAAGGCCACGCUGAUUGAGGAAGACACGGCCUUGGUCUCCUGGAAGCCACCAGCUGGCAUCAGAACCGUCGUCUCCCGUUACACCAUCUUGUAUGCCUCCAGACAAGCUUGGAUCGCAGGCGAGUGGCAUGUCCUGCAUCGGGAAGGGACGAUAACCAUGGCUUUACUAGAGAACCUCAGGGUGGGGAGUAUCUACCUCAUCAAACUCGCUGCAUCCAACGAAGUGGGCGAAGGGCCUUUUUCCAGCACGGUGGAACUUGCGGUCCGGCCAAAGGAGGCAAACCAAAGACCAAAACGCCUGGAUUCCGCGGAGGCCGACACAACUCGUUCUGGUUCUUACCAGUUGGACCCGAGGUCCAUGACGGGCAUAAUUGCAGGGGUCUCCAUUGCCCUGGUGUGCAUUUUGGUCUGCAUCCUCAUCCUGAUCUACCGUGGCAAAGCAAGGAAAGCCGCCCCUUCCAAGAGCAGCCAGCCCAGCCCUGACCCGCUCCCUGGCAGUGGCAGCCAGUCUUCUGCAAGGAGCCCCGUGGGAGCCAAGGCUCUUCAAAGCCUGGCAGAGAAUGAGCGGUCACUCUUGCCCAGGAUGACAGGGGGAGGCUUUCUGGAUGCCAAGGGUGGAACUGACCUCGUUAUAAACCGCUUUGGCCCAGUCAUGAAGAAGAGAGCCCAGAAGAAACGGCUCUUCCUCCGUGGCUCUUGGAAGGAGGAAGCAGAGGAGGCCCCGAGGCAGCUGGCCUCAGCAGCCUUCCUGUACCGGCCAGGGACAGCCGUGCUCACUGGCGAAGAGCUGCAGCCAUGUGCCCGAGUGAUCUGCAGCCUGGGAACUGACGCCGAGCAUUCAGCCAACAGCCAAGGCAGCCACGAGACGGGGGAUUCGGGAAGGUUCUCCCACGAGUCCAACGAGGAGCUGCACCCCCCUCCCGGCUUUGGGGCUGCAGAUUCCUUCCCAGGCAGCUGUCCUGUCCCUGGGCCUCUCCAGCCGCCACUGGCUGCCAAUGGCAGCGGGGGGACAUUUUUCAGGGAACAAUGAACUGGGAGGCCAAGCUUUCAAUGGGCUGCCUGAGGACCAGCAGGCGACCCGUGUUUCCACUGCCUCUUCGUAUUUCCCUUCCCGAGUGAAUGUCCAGUGUGCAAAAAUGUGAAAGGAGGGCAGGGUGGCUCUCCUCUCUGUCACUGGAGCAAAGGUGCCCCCUUUGCUUGGAUAUCUACCUCAGCUUGCCAAAGCAGACGCCAAAGGAAGCAACCGCACUACCUCAUUUGCUGUGUGAAAGUAUUGCUUGUGGCUGCAGGGCUGGCGAUCCUGGCAGCCCCGAGUCCUUUCCCUGAAUGUAUGGAGAGCCAGCGUGUGCCUGGGAGCCAAGGAGUUGUGUUGGGAAGCAGAGGGAGCUGCCCCACUGGCUUUGGGCAGAAGGAUCCCCAAAAGAGGGUCACUCCAAGGGCCAGCAGGGCAGAGGCAGCAGGUAGCUCUGGGGCCACCCGGGGGCCACCCCAGCCCCAGGGUCCCACCUGCCUUGUCAGUGCCUUCUUCUGGAGUCCGCAGCUGGGGAGACAGGAUGUCUCUCUGUGUGUGUGUGUCUCCGCCUCUGCUGUCCUCCCUUGGCCAGAUGAUGCCCCCAGGUGUUCUGGCGGUAACGGUGCCUUCCAUUAGAUAGUUAUGAACUCACUGCUUGCCUUACUUGCGAAGUUUCUCUGGAGUCCAGAACGAGGCCUUCCAUGUGCCCUGCAGGUUGCCCUGGGGCUCCCCCCCCACUGAUUCCCCUCGCUGGUCCUGAGCACGGGGGCCCAUUGGCCUGGGUCAUGGUCCUCAGGCCAGUGCUCGGAUGGAGCCCCCCUCCCCUAAAGGCACAGCGGCGCAUCCUCUUGCUUCCCACAUGGCUCUUGGUUGAUGCUACCUCUUUUUAAGAUUGUUCUAGUGUUCUUGUUUUCCUGUGCUCAGGGUGCAGUUUAUGACUUUUAAGCUGCCUUGCGUGUUGUAAGGCAAACUGACAGGGUAUCUCGUGUUUUGUUUUGUUCUGAAUUUAGUGAGUGAGCGAGUGAGUGAGAUGGUGAGCAAGAGAGAGAGGGAAGCGAAACCCCCC
Messenger RNA from Thamnophis elegans (Western terrestrial garter snake), 4763 nucleotides. RefSeq names its product protogenin (gene PRTG). Gene Ontology annotation, biological process: axon guidance; cell-cell adhesion. The record is from RefSeq and is a predicted model, not a curated record. Gene Ontology annotation, molecular function: protein binding. Gene Ontology annotation, cellular component: plasma membrane; axon. Lineage: Eukaryota; Metazoa; Chordata; Lepidosauria; Squamata; Natricidae.